This is a messenger RNA of Nothoprocta perdicaria, 3286 nucleotides long. It is a transcript of the gene WBP11, whose product is annotated as WW domain binding protein 11. Bases 55 to 1998 code for a protein of 647 amino acids. The record is from RefSeq and is a predicted model, not a curated record. Gene Ontology annotation, biological process: mRNA cis splicing, via spliceosome. The transcript is spliced from 11 exons. Lineage: Eukaryota; Metazoa; Chordata; Aves; Tinamiformes; Tinamidae. Gene Ontology annotation, cellular component: spliceosomal complex.
GUCUUUUUUUUUUUUUUUUAACUAUCUUUUUGAGACGGUAGAAAAAGCGCCAAGAUGGGGCGGAGAUCUACAUCAUCCACCAAGAGUGGGAAGUUCAUGAAUCCCACGGAUCAGGCUCGUAAGGAAGCUCGAAAGAGGGAACUAAAGAAGAACAAAAAGCAAAGGAUGAUGGUACGAGCAGCUGUAUUAAAGAUGAAAGAUCCAAAGCAGAUUAUAAGAGACAUGGAAAAAUUGGAUGAGAUGGAGUUUAACCCAGUGCAGCAGCCACAACUUAAUGAAAAAGUGUUAAAGGACAAGCGCAAAAAACUGCGAGAGACCUUCGAGCGCAUCUUGCGCCUCUACGAGAAGGAGAACCCUGAUAUCUAUAAAGAGCUGCGCAAGUUGGAAGUGGAAUACGAGCAGAAGAGAUCACAGCUCAGCCAGUAUUUUGAUGCUGUCAAGAAUGCUCAGCAUGUUGAAGUGGAAAGUAUCCCCUUACCAGAUAUGCCUCAUGCACCCUCCAACAUCCUCAUCCAAGACAUUCCCCUUCCUGGGGCACAACCGCCUUCAAUCCUCAAGAAGACAUCAGCCUAUGGACCACCACUUCGGUCCAUUUCUGUACUUCCACCUCCUGGCCUUGGUGUUCCACGUUUACCUCCUGGCAGGAAGCCCCCUGGCCCUCCUCCAGGGCCACCCCCACCCCAAGUCCUACAAAUGUAUGGGCGGAAGGUGGGCUUUGCCUUGGAGAUGGCUCCUCGAAGACGAGAGGAGGAUAUUUCUUACAGUUCUGAAGGAGGACAGCGAGGGCAUGAUGAUGAUAUCUCCAGUACUAGUGAAGAUGAAGGCUACCCUGAGGAUAUGGAGCAAGAUAAGCACGAUGAGAGCAGUGAUGACAGUGACAGUGACAGAUCAGAUGCAGACAGUGAAGCUGAGGAUUUCCUGCAUCGUGAUAAUGACAAAGAGCGGGAAGGUGGUGAAGAGAAGAAAUCAGGUCAUAGUGUACGGUUUGCAGACAUGCCUGGGAAAUCACGAAAAAAGAAAAAGAACAUGAAAGAACUGACCCCACUCCAAGCCAUGAUGUUGCGAAUGGCAGGUCAGGAAAUCCCAGAGGAAGGGAGAGAAGUGGAGGAAUAUUCAGAAGAGGAAGAGGAGGAGGAGGAUGACUCAGAGUCUGAAGAGACGUCGCAGCAGCAGCAGCAGCAACAACACAGUGAGGAAGCUCUUGCAGAGACUGGGUCAUCUACUGCAACCUCCCAGUCACAACAGCAAUCUUCGUCACAGUCUGCUCAAAGUCAGAUACAGGCACCUCCCAUGCCUGGGCCUCCGCCUCUAGGGCCACCUCCAGCCCCUCCGCUGAGGCCCCCAGGUCCACCCACCGGCCUCCCCCCAGGCCCUCCACCAGGAGCUCCUCCCUUCCUGAGACCUCCCGGGUUACCGGGGCUGCGUGGGCCUUUACCUCGACUUCUGCCACCAGGCCCCCCACCUGGGCGACCCCCUGGCCCUCCCCCUGGGCCCCCACCAGGUCUGCCCCCAGGUCCUCCUCCGCGUGGGCCCCCUCCUCGCCUGCCUCCUCCGGCUCCACCAGGUAUCCCCCCUCCUCGCCCAGGCAUGUUACGGCCGCCUUUGGUGCCUCCGUUAGGACCUGCCCCACCUGGGCUUUUCCCACCCACUCCCAUUCCCAAUCCCGGAGUGUUGAGUGCCCCUCCCAGCCUGAUCCAGCGCCCCAAGGYGGAUGACACCAGCGCGGCCACCAUUGAGAAGAAGGCCACGGCCACCAUCAGCGCCAAGCCGCAGAUCACCAACCCCAAGGCAGAAAUCACCCGCUUUGUGCCUACGGCCCUGCGGGUGCGCCGGGAGAACAAAGGGGCCCUGGCCGCCUCCCAGAGGAAGCAGGARGACGAGCCCGCCCUGCCCUUAACCAAAGCAGCCCCCAAGGCCGGGUCGUCUGCCCCCAUCUCUGUACAGACGAAGGAUGACGUGUAUGAAGCCUUCAUGAAGGAAAUGGAAGGUCUCCUGUGACCUCUCAUAGUCCUCAUCAGCUUUCCUGCUCUCCGAACACAGACUAGACUCCUGCAGAGGGAGGAGAAGAAAAGGCGCUCCUGUAAGCAGCGAGAACGCCUGCAUGACAGGGAAUAGAUCCCUACCCACAGGUCAACUUGCCAGUAGUCUCUGAAUCAAGACUGUGGUAGAUCAGGGGGGACAGGACCUUGUUUCAGAGCUAGCAUGUCUACUCAGUGGAAGGAAAUGGCAGCCCAGAGGUGAUGCUGCUUUCCUUGAGUUCCGCCCUUGGUGCGGGAGGUUGCGGUGCUCCGAGGAGGGGUGUAAUGCUCUGCCUGGGAACUUUUCCCUUCAUGAAUGCUCUGGUGAGGGUAGUGGAGCAAACUUAAAAGGAGACGGAAAAAUUAGCAGGAUUUCAUACACACACAUGGUUGUCAAGUUUUUAUUUUCUGUACUGUUUUUCUUUCUGUAAAUAUUUUAUAAUCUGGUCGCUUUUUUAGUUGCAGUGAGAUUGAUCUUUUUUUUUCCAGGGUAGUCAGGGAGGUAAUUUGUUGCUUAUACUGUACACUGGAAUUUUGCACCCCGUCCCCUCUACAGUCAUUUUGGUGGCUUUUAAUGACGGGGAAAUUUUCCUUUUGUCUGGUGAAAGACAAUAAAUGUUCAGUGUAUCAAAAUACCAGUUUCUUUGUGAUCUGUGUAAGUCUAGCAUAUGGAUGGAAAGGGAGGAAACUCUUCAUAGACCUUGAGGAAGAUGUAGGCCUUCUGACCCUCAUGAAGAAGAGUAAUAGCUACAUUGAAAUUAACUAAGACUAUGUAGGUUAUCCUUCUGUUAAAGUCUUUUAUAUCCUUGUUUCAACMGUUCCUGUUCGGUUCCCUUUUAGUGUUUGCUGGUGGAUGGUAGAAAUUUUAAGUCCUGAAAUACUACACUUAUUGUACAGUUUAUAGCAAGCCUUGGAUAUCCACUAGAUGUAUCUUGGACUGAUUAGAUUUAUCUUAGAUAAAAAUUGAUAAACAAUUUUGAUUCUAGAAUCUUGACAGAUAAUCAAACUCUGGAAGUUUUUGUUAUAAAAUCAGUAAAUGCAAAUUCUGUGCUCUUAGACUGCAGUUUGUUGGGAUGUUUUUCUCUAAGGACUUUAUUUUUUCUAGCUUCAAAAAACAUUAUUUUGCUUUUUUGGUUGAAAUAAGCCUUUAACUUCAUUCAUUCUGCUGUCACUCGAAUAUAUUACCAUAUACAAGAAAGAAAGAAUUCUGGUCUAUUUUGAAGAAGAAUAAAACUUCUUGGGAUGUAGACAAGUCAGCUUCAAGACCU